GCAGCGUAGUCUUUUUGUCAACGCGACCGCCAUCGCAUAUUUCCCCCCGCGAGAGUGGGGCGUCGUGGCGCGAGAGGGGGUUUGGGGCUCUUGGCAACGUCCGUCCAUGGCGGGAACCUCUGCUGCAUCUUCUUCCUCUCUUUCUAUCGGAGAUUGUGAGGUCAAAGUUGAAGGUGAUGCGUUCGCUUUUGAGCACAACUCUGAUGUCUUGGAGAUUUCGGUUCCCAGCGCGUCGACGAUCAAAGUUUCUGUUCAGAAGACGAAGCAAUGUUCCUCGAGGAACCGAGGCCGCGGACGUUCUGGUGUUUUGAGUACGCCGAAAGGAUCGGAUUCUGUAACAAAGACUGAAGGGAAGGAACUUCCUGCGGCGUGUCAAGAUUACUCUUUUGUGGUUCUCAACCCAAAGGAUGCUGAUCGUUCUGGAAAAUUGCUUCUGCAAGAUGUUCUAAAGGUUUACAAGAAAGAACUUCCAUCAAUGAAGUAUGCUGCAAAUACUGGAAAAGAAUCACAAUUUCUCGAGCGCUGUGUUUUUGGCGGGAAGUAUUGCACACUACUUUUAAGAUCCAAUGCUGUCAAUGUAACUGGAGGGGUAAUUGCUGCUGUGUCAUAUCAGAUAAUAUUUCCAGAUACACAAUUUGCUGAAGUUCCUGUGGUUGCUGUUUGUUCAGAUUAUCAACACAAGGGAAUUGGUUGCCUUUUGUAUGUGGAACUGAGAAAGAGGCUUCAAAACAUUGGUGUUUCAACUCUUUUUUGCUGGGGUGACAGGGAAUCAGAAGGAUUUUGGCUAAAACAGGGAUUUGUGACAAUAGCUGAGGUUGACACCAAGGGUAAGGGUCGCAAGCUUCCCAUUAAAGCUGAUAUCCGCAGGGCAUUGUCCUUCCCUGGUGAUUCCAUUCUAAUGGUAUCACACCUCAACAAAGGCAAGAUCGAUAAUGCUUUUCCUCCUAAAAUUGUGAGAGUACGUGGCAAGCAAGGGUUGCCUUCGAUACAGACAGAGGAGCUUAUUACUAAAUCGCCUCCAAGUGAUGCUUUUGAAACAGGAUUAUGUGAUGAUUCUUCAAAACAUUCGGUUCAAGAAAACAAAGAUGCAGCCAACCCAGCCAACAUGCAGUUGGAAAGAUCCAAUGCGGAUCAUUUUAGAGAUAUGAAAUAUGUAGAUGCAUCUCCUGGUGAUACAAAGGUGAAAUCAGUGGAAGAUAGUUCAAAAGAUGCUCUUAUUAACCAGCAUUGCUCCUGUUCUGGAUUGAAGUCCAAGAGAGCAUGGGAAGCAUCCUGUUCCUCCUUAAACUCAAAGAGAGUCAAGGGCCAUCAUUUUGACUGCAGUCUUAUUCCCCAUAAGGGUCUUAACUUUGAGGAUUCUGGCAAGAGUAAAGCUGAUUAUUGUAGAGAGAUGCACAUCAAUGGGGCUGUCUCUGUAAUCCCUCAUGAUUGCGAUGAAGAAAGUGGAUACCUUGAUGGUAGAGUUGAUGGAACUGAAGAUGUCAAGGUCUCAUUGUUGCAGUCAGAAGUACAAAAUCCUGUCCUCAUGUUGAUGAAUAUUGCUGAUGAGUUCAAAAAGACGCAGCUUACAGAGAUAAUUCGAGGGUUGCAUGGUUCUGUUAGUGCCUAUGGAAAUGCCUGCACACAUGUAGUCACUGGAAAAGCAAGGAGCACUUUGAAUUUCUGCACUGCUCUUUGUUCUGGGGCAUGGAUUGUCUCAUCCAGCUGGCUGAAAGCUAGUGUUCGGGAAGGCAUGUUUGUAGAGGAAUUACCAUUUAUCCUGGAAGAUGAAGAUUAUCUGUCAAUUUAUAAGUCAGAGCUGAAGGAUACAGUUCUUAGAGCACGGAGAAACCCCCAUGGCCUGCUUAAGGGAUAUGAUCUCUAUCUUUCUCCAAAUGUUCAACCUCCAGUUAUUAUGCUCAGUGAAAUCAUUAAGUCAGCUGGUGGUAAAGUUCUCUUGAGUCUGGAUGAAGUACAGGAACCAUCAGGGACUAUUGUGGUGACAUGUGAGGAUGACAUGGAAGAAGCGUUGCUUGCAGUUAAGAGAGGGAUAUGGACUUACAGUAGCGACUGGUUCAUAAAUUGUAUUAUGAGGCAGGAGCUUGACUUUGACGCACCCCAAUUUGCAGAAUCCCUGUAAGGGAACAACCUUUGCCUUAUUUUUGUACAGUGCAUCCUUCUUUUACACAUUUAUGUGCAAGUUGUACAGGAGUUUGGUUUUGCAGAAGGCAAUGUGCAACUUUGGCCCCUAAGCAAAAAGAGAAAAAGGGGUGUUGAGGGACUGAAACGUGCAUGUUUAGAUUAGAUGAUCUUUUUGUAAGAAUGUUCAUAUCGAAAUUUCUCUCAUACUUUUUCAACGGAUGUACUGAAAGCUUGACGCUGUGAAAAGGUUAACAUGCAAAACUCGCAAGUCUUUCUCAGUGUCGUCA
This is a messenger RNA of Nymphaea colorata (pocket water lily), 2408 nucleotides long. RefSeq lists its product as uncharacterized. The record is from RefSeq and is a predicted model, not a curated record. The transcript is spliced from 14 exons. The coding region runs from base 107 to 2119 and encodes 670 amino acids. NCBI's taxonomy places the organism in Eukaryota, Viridiplantae, Streptophyta, Magnoliopsida, Nymphaeales, Nymphaeaceae.